Molecule: messenger RNA, 540 nt
Organism: Caenorhabditis remanei
Lineage: Eukaryota; Metazoa; Nematoda; Chromadorea; Rhabditida; Rhabditidae
Exons: 4
Coding region: 1-540 (179 amino acids)
Source: RefSeq, a predicted model, not a curated record
AUGAUGGACAACCCUGAACGGUUCAGAGCGGUGAUUCGUGUUCUGUUGAGACAACAACUAGCUGAUGUAUCUAUUCUCAACGAAUUGAAUAAAAAAUUAUCAAAAAUGAUAAUGAACCACCCUGAGCCAAAUCUUCGGCUGGGGUCAAUGUUUCAUCGAGCACAAUGUGUAAAAGAAUUCAAGCGUUCAAAAAUUCAAGUGACUUUUCCAUUGCUGUUGCCGGAAGAACUACUGAUCUGGAAGUGUGAAGAUAUUGGGAUAAUCCGAAACGGCACAUACGAAUUCUAUAAGUUGAACCCGUCUUGGAUGGUAGAAGACGAGGGAGAAAAAACUUUCAAAAUCAAUAUAAAUGAGUGUGUUAAAAACCAAUUCAAUCAAACUUUUUGUCAAACUGGAGCCAAAGUGUUCUACGAUGCGAAAUGCUCAAUAAAUAAUGUAGAAACAUGCAGCAGAACUUAUGUGAAACCGAAGGAGAAACAUGGCUCCUACUCUCGAACCUUGCCAAAUGCAAAUAUCAAAGAUCAGACGGAAAAGUGCUGA